AUGGAUUAUGAAAUGGACAUCGAGCCCACUGGGCCUCAAGUCACAGUACGAGAGGCCGAACCCUACCGCGUUGACUUCAAACUCAGCUCCGUCGACCUUGCCUUCGCCAACUCUCUGCGCCGAGUAAUGCUCGCCGAAAUCCCAACCAUCGCCAUCGACCUUGUCGAGGUAGAAAAAAACACCUCUGUCCUCCCCGACGAAUUCCUUGCCCACCGCAUCGGCCUCAUCCCCCUGAACUCGAAAAAUUGCGACCAGGACGUCGAGUACACGCGCGAUUGCGAAUGCGAGGACCACUGCGCGCGCUGCAGCGUCACGCUCACGCUGCACGCGCGCUGCUCCGGUGACGAGAUCAUGGUUGUGUAUGCGCGGGAUUUGGUUGUGAGCGGUGAGCGGGCGAAUGAGUGGGUGGGGAAUCCGGUGAUUAAUGAUCCCGAGGGGAAGGGGCCGUUGAUUUGUAAAUUGCGGAAGGGGCAGGAGGUUAAGAUGACGCUUAUUGCGAAGAAGGGGAUUGCAAAGGAGCAUGCGAAAUGGAUGCCUACGGCUGCGAUUGGAUUUGAGUAUGAUCCACAUAACAAUCUAAGGCACGUGGAUUAUUGGUAUGAGGAGGAUCCUGUGAAGGAAUGGCCAGUCUCUCAUAACGCCGGAUGGGAACAUGCUGCUCCCCCAGACCAACCCUUCGACUACGACGCCCAACCGAACAACUUCUAUGUCGACAUCGAAAGCAUUGGUAAUCUCGAACCAGACAUGGUCGUCCAGCAAGGAAUUGUUGUUCUCCAGCGCAAACUUGCCUCCGUCAUCUCCGCCCUCUCCGGCACCGGCGACAUCGACCGCAACGGCGGCAUGGGCGGGGAAGACGAGGACAUGAUGGGUGUUCGGAGUCCGGACGCCUACGAACCUCCGGAGGGUAUUGAUGGUGGUUUUACGGCUUAUGCCAACGGUGGCGCCAGUGCUUGGGGUGCCAGCGCAGCAACCCCGUACGGAGCUACGCCGUAUGGCGGUGGCUACGGAUUCUAA
This is a messenger RNA of Aspergillus ruber CBS 135680, 1014 nucleotides long. RefSeq names its product DNA-directed RNA polymerase II core subunit RPB3. Gene Ontology annotation, molecular function: DNA binding; DNA-directed RNA polymerase activity; protein dimerization activity. The coding region runs from base 1 to 1014 and encodes 337 amino acids. Gene Ontology annotation, cellular component: RNA polymerase II, core complex. The record is from RefSeq and is a predicted model, not a curated record. NCBI's taxonomy places the organism in Eukaryota, Fungi, Ascomycota, Eurotiomycetes, Eurotiales, Aspergillaceae. Gene Ontology annotation, biological process: DNA-templated transcription. The transcript is spliced from 3 exons.